AUGAAUUUUGGUCCACCCACCUCUAAGUUGCCAGAAUUGGUGGAUUUUUGGUGCUUUGUUGAUGAUGGUGUUCCCUCAUGGGAAAAGAAGUUCUGCACUUUGAUUGGAUCAGUACCGUGGCGGAAGGUUGUAGAUGCUAAGAAGUAUAUGUAUUGUCAUGGUAACAUACUCGAUUGGGAUGACUCAGCUUGUGAAGAGGCAUUUCAGAAUGCUAAAAAACGCUUCUGGGCAGAGAUGAAUGGUGUCUCUUGUGGCAUCUCUCCACCUGAUCCAAAUAUAUAUAUUGAUGAAGUAAACUGGAAUCCCUACAUUGAUUCUGAAGUCAUCAAGGACUUAGAGCGAGAUCUUUUUGUUCCUGAUGAGGGAGAUAAAGGUGGCAAGGUAGGGCGUAAAAACAAAAAUAAAAGGAACUUUGUCUCCAUCCCUUCAGAUGGAUGUUAUGAGAAUACAGAUGAUGUUAAAAAUCCUUGGGAAAGUAACAAAAAUAUGCAAAGCAGUGUGUCUUUGACUGAUAAAGUGAAGAGCUGGAACCAAUGGGAAUCUAAUAUCAACACAUCAAGUAAUUUAAAUAAUGUUGAUAACCCCUGGGAGCGUGGCCUUUCUCAGGAAUAUGAAGCUGUGAAAGGCAAGACAUGGGGUGUCUGUGAGAAUAAAUCAUGGGGAUGGAACCAUGUUGAUAAGUCAAAUUAUUCGAAUAACAGCAGCAACACUUGGAAGCGUGGCUGUCAAGGAGUUGACUCUGCAAAGAGCAAAGGAUGGGUCAAUAUAAGGGAUAGUUCUUGGGGCUUUAACCAGCAGGAAUCAAGGAAAUGGAAUAGUGGCUGCAAUUCUAGGGGAAAGAGCUUUAUUCAGGGUAGUGGAGCUUCAAAAGAUAGAAGAUGGGGUGAUAACAGCGGCAAUUCUCAGGGUUGGAAACAGUGGGAUAAUUAUGGUAAAGAUACAAAAGAUUUGGACUUUAGAAAAUGUGGUGGUGAUUGGGGAACCCGGAACGAAGGUUCCUCGCAGAGGGAAAGUACCCACCAACAUAUAAUUGGCUAUGAAGGCACAAGGUUUCAAGGGGAUGGUUAUCAAACAGGUCAUUCCUGGAGUGGAGGAAGAACUAAGAGGAGGGUUAGUUAUGCUUUUGAAUAG
Messenger RNA from Dovyalis caffra, 1131 nucleotides. The record is from the annotation of a GenBank genome assembly. NCBI's taxonomy places the organism in Eukaryota, Viridiplantae, Streptophyta, Magnoliopsida, Malpighiales, Salicaceae.